Caenorhabditis angaria is the source of this 564-nucleotide messenger RNA. The record is from the annotation of a GenBank genome assembly. NCBI's taxonomy places the organism in Eukaryota, Metazoa, Nematoda, Chromadorea, Rhabditida, Rhabditidae.
AUGUGUUUAUUGUUCGAAGCGAUUUUGAUGAAAGAAGAAAAAGCAAGAGAAAAUGGUAAUUUAUCGGAAGUUCUACCGAAAAAAAUUUUGAUUUCAAAUAUACAAAUGAACCUCAAUUUAUUGAUUUCAGAAACUAUAUUAAACAAUUUCUACUCAUAUUUCUACGAUCAACAAACCUCCGAUCAUUAUAAAUGGCAAAUUAAUCCGAUAACAGUUCCAGUAUCUUUUUUUGGUAGAAUCGUUGUUCUCAUAUUUUCGAUAAUGGGAGAAUCAUUUGGAGUGUUUGUGAAGAAAUUUUUCUCGGAACUUCCAAUAAUACCAGCUUUGAUAACAUUUCCUUUCACAUUGUUUUGCUGUCUUAUUGGUCUUUUAUGCACAUUUGGAUAUAAUUUCGACAUCGGUUAUGGAUUCAUUAGAGUUAAAUCACCAAGUCGAUUUAGAAGAUUCAUCGAAAAAUUCAAAAAUCCUACUUCUCCUACUGGAAGAAGGGAGCCUACUGAAAUAAGCAAUCUGGACUAUUUUGUGAAGAAAAUAAAUGAAAAUUAUCAAAAGACUAUUCUGUAA